CAGGCCCCCUCCUCGCAGGUCCGGGAAGCGUUUCGGCGCCGCGAUGCUGGGGACACUGGUCUGGAUGCUCGCCGUCGGCUGCCUGCUGGCCCUGGCGCCGGGCCGCGCGGCGGGCGCGCUGAAGCCCGGGCGGCGCCCGGCGCGGCCGCGGGACUGCGCGGACCGGCCGGAGGAGCUCCUGGAGCAGCUGUACGGCCGGCUGGCGGCGGGCGUGCUCAGCGCCUUCCACCACACGCUGCAGCUCGGGCCCCGCGAGCAGGCGCGCAACGCCAGCUGCCCGGCCGGGGGCAGGCCCGCCGACCGCCGCUUCCGGCCGCCCACCAACCUGCGCAGCGUGUCGCCCUGGGCGUACAGAAUUUCCUACGACCCUGCUCGCUUUCCAAGGUACCUGCCGGAGGCCUACUGCCUGUGCCGCGGCUGCCUGACGGGACUCUUCGGAGAGGAGGACUUCCGCUUUCGCAGUGCGCCUGUGUACUCCCCGGCCGUGGUGCUGCGCCGCACGGCCGCCUGCGCGGGGGGCCGCUCCGUGUACGCCGAACACUACGUCACCAUCCCGGUGGGCUGCACCUGCGUGCCCGAGCCGGACAAGGCCGCGGACGGCGCUAACUCCAGCCUGGACAAGCCGGGAGCCAGGCUGCUGCUGGGGCCCGCCGACCGGCCGGCGGGGCGCUGAGGCCUGCCCUGUCUGCGGGCCCAGCUCCUGCGCGCAGCCAGUCCCCUGUACCCCCAGCCUUCCCGCGGCUGCCCGCUCUUUCCAAAGGGACAUAAGCUUUCAAUAGAUUUUUAUUUUUCAAAGUAGACACUACAUGCCUAUGACUAUUUUGAAUAGUAGCAGGAACUGUUUUCAUAUUAGCAAUUUAGAGCGAGCAUGUUAUUUUUUUAAAAAUAUAUUUUGAUAUUACAAGCAAACCAUAAACAUUCCGAUGUCCUCUAAUAGGAUUCUUGAGUGUAUAAUUGUGGUGUUCAGAUGAACUUCUUUUACCUGCGCCGGGCAGCCGAGUUCAGCCUCUUGCGGAGGCUAACGAGGUGAAAUGGACGCUCCGGGUCUGUGCACAGCCUUUCCCUGGUCCAGGGAGAGGAGGAUGUGAGGCGCCUCCAGGUUCCAGAAACCAAACUCGCUCUUGUUCUUCAGCAUAUGGAUGGUCUCAGCUUUAUGGCAAUUAAACUUUUUG
Molecule: messenger RNA, 1172 nt
Organism: Psammomys obesus (fat sand rat)
Lineage: Eukaryota; Metazoa; Chordata; Mammalia; Rodentia; Muridae
Gene: Il17d
Product: interleukin 17D
Exons: 3
Coding region: 44-673 (209 amino acids)
Biological process (GO): inflammatory response
Cellular component (GO): extracellular region
Molecular function (GO): cytokine activity
Source: RefSeq, a predicted model, not a curated record